Anastrepha obliqua is the source of this 5370-nucleotide messenger RNA. It is a transcript of the gene Oseg2, whose product is annotated as intraflagellar transport protein 172 homolog. Lineage: Eukaryota; Metazoa; Arthropoda; Insecta; Diptera; Tephritidae. Gene Ontology annotation, molecular function: protein binding. Gene Ontology annotation, biological process: intraciliary transport. The record is from RefSeq and is a predicted model, not a curated record. Bases 49 to 5277 code for a protein of 1742 amino acids. Gene Ontology annotation, cellular component: ciliary basal body; axoneme. The transcript is spliced from 11 exons.
AACUUUAUAAUUAUUAAAAUUUAAAGUGUCUACACUUAAGAAUUUCAAAUGCAGUUAAAAUAUUUAAGAACUUUGUUAGACGGGCAGGAACAACUCAAUCGCAUUGCUGGUCUAGCCUGGUCACCGAAUCAUCAAAAACUGGCCGUCGCCACCGCCGAUCGGCAUAUUCUGCUAUACGAUGAUGCUGGCGAACGUCGUGAUAAAUUCUCAACAAAACCGUCUAAUCCAGCCAAUGGAAAAAACUCUUACGUCAUUCGCGGUCUUGCCUUCAGUCCGGAUUCCACUAAAUUGGCCGUGGGACAAAGUGAUAAUAUCGUAUAUGUAUACAAAUUGGGGGAGUCAUGGACUGACAAAAAAGUUAUAUGCAACAAAUUUCCACAAACAAAUGCAGUUACAGCUUUAAUUUGGUUGUCGACCGGUGUUAUUAUUGCAGGACUUGACGAUGGCAAGGUGCGUGCGUUACAUUGCAAGAGCAACAAAUCUCAAAGUUUAUACUCUGCAGAGAGCAUUUGCAUUGCCUUGGCUUCAAAUACCAAAGGCACGGGCUUUCUUUCUGGCCACAAUGAUGGCACAAUUAUACGGUACUUCGUUAAUGAUGAUGCAAACGAAUCUUCGGGUCGUCUAGUACAGCAUCCCGUACCGCCUUUUGCUUUAGCUUGGCCGCAAGGCGGUUUUUGCGCAGGCGGCUGUGAUCAGAAAGUAGUUUUCUACGAUACCUUGGGGCGUUCAGUACGCACAUUCGAUUAUUCACGAAAUGAUCGAGAGAUCACUGUUGCUGCCGCUAGCCCAAACGGUCAAGCUGUGGCAUUUGGCAGCUACGACAAAGUACGCAUUUUCACAUGGAGUCCACGUUUGUCCGAUUGGAAUGAAAGUGCAACCAAAGAUAUUACUCACUUCUACACAGUCACAUGCGUACAAUGGCGUCGCGAUGGCGCACGCUUGGCAAUCGCUUCUGUAACGGGUGCAGUUAUUCUAUUUGAGUCAGUAUUGAAACGCACUAUAUGGCAAGACAAAUUUGAGCUGAUUUUUGUGGCACCCAGCCAAUUGUUGGUGAAAUCAUUACAAGAGCCGGCAGAGCAGAUGACAAUCGAAUCGCAGCUCGGACUUGAGAUUGACGAUGUACGCAUUAUGGGUAAAGAUAAUUAUCUGGUUGCGCGCACAGAGGAUUCUAUGAUUUUAUGUGACCUGACACGCAACCUGGUAAGCGAAGUGCCUUGGACUACAUCGGGACGCCACGAACGGUUCUAUUUUGAAAAUCCGAAUGUGUGCUUGAUUUUCAAUGUGGGUGAACUUAGUCUAGUGGAGUAUGGCGAUAGUACGAUCUUAGGUUCGGUACGAACGGAGUUCGUAAAUCCUCAUGUUAUAUCAGUGCGUCUCAAUGAACGUGGAAAUACGAAAAACAAUAAAAAACUCGCAUUCUUGCUCGACGCCAAAACCAUUUGCAUUGUGGACCUAAUAAGCCAGCUCAUUAUUGGUCAAGUUAAUCACGAAACCAAGAUCGACUGGAUCGAAUUGAGUGAAACUGCGCAUAAAUUAUUGUUUCGUGAUAAGAAACUCAGAUUGGUGUUAAUCGACAUAUUCACUGUUAAGAAGCAAACUCUUCUCUCCAACAUUUCGUUCGUGCAAUGGGUGCCACAAAGCGAUGUAGUCGUAGCACAAAACAAUAACAACUUAGCUGUAUGGUAUAAUAUUGAUCUACCCGAGCACGUAACGCUAAUGGCCAUUCGGGGUGAUGUAAUGGAAGUGACACGUGACUCAGGUCGUACUGUGGUACGUUCUCAAGAAGGACCAACUGAGCACACAUAUCAGCUGGACGAAGGCCUAGUUGAGUUCGGCACUGCAGUGAAUGACAGCGACUUUGGGCGCGCAAUAUUCUUUCUAGAGACGCUUGGGGAUAAGCCCGCCGCAAAGGCUAUGUGGCACAAUUUGGCAGCAAUUUCUAUUGAGGAUGGCAAUCUCCGCGUGGCCCAACGUUGCUAUGCAGCCUUGGGCAUUGUUUCCAAAGCAUAUUAUUUGAAUGAAAUGAUUAAAGAAGCAGACAAAUUUGAAGAGUCCACAGGCACACCCGGUAUUAUGUGCCCAGAGGUACGUGCUAAACUUGCGUUGCUAAGCUCUGAUCUACGCACAGCGGAACGUAUUUACCUGGAACAAGGUGACAUCUAUGCAGCGCUGGAAAUGUACAAGAAACUUCGCAUGUGGGACGAAGCGGUUAAUUUAGCAGAGAGACGUGGCUACGGUGGUCUACAACAACUAAAGGAACAGCAAAUGGAGUUUCUUUUAUCAACUGGGCAAGAAGAAAAAGCCGGCCAAGUGCUGGAAGAGCAGGGAGAAGCUGAAAAGGCUUUAAAUCUAUACUUAAAGGCCAAUAAACCAGCACGAGCGGCAAGACUGGCCAUGAAAACACCUCAUCUAAUGGACGAUCAGCAACUCAUGUUGAAAAUUACUGAAGGGUUAAUAAAUUGUGAACUGUAUGAGAUGGCAGGUGAUAUUACUUUCAAACUAUCCCGUCCAGAGGUAGCGCUAGGUUUGUACCGCAAGGGUGGCGCUUAUGCGCGUGCCCUCGACUUGGCGCGUGAAGUUGCACCAGACGAGGUCACAAGUUUAGAAGAAGAAUGGGGUGACUGGUUGGUUGCGCGCAAGCAGUUAGAUGCAUCGAUAAAUCAUUACAUAGAAUCAGGCGCCACACAGAAGGCACUAGAAGCUGCAGUUGGCGCCAAACAAUGGCGCAAAGCAGUGCAAAUAGCAAAGGUGCUCGAUGAACCAGCAGAAAUUCAACGCUAUGCCCUAGACCUGUCUAAGCAUUUGGCCUUUGCUGGAGAUGUUGAUGGUGCCGAAGACUUGCUCGUGCGCGCCAACAUGUUCAAAGAAGCUAUCGAGUUGCUCAAUCGGCAUGGCAAGUGGGAAAGGGCUUACACGAUUGGGGAGAAAUAUCUACAGGCUGAAGAAAUGCGAGAUUUGUUUGUCAAUUUGGCAGAGAGCUUAGAAGAGCAAGGAAAGUAUCGCGAUGCAGAAAAAGUGUUGUUGGCUGUAUCCGAGCCAGAUCUGGCGAUCGCAAUGUACAAACGACGUGAACUAUAUGAUUCUAUGAUACGUCUGGUCGAACGAUUUCACAAGGAACUGCUUGAUACAACUCAUUUACACUUGGCAAGGCAACUAGAAGCUAAAGGAAAGUUCAAAAUCGCUGAAGUCCACUUCAUAGCCUCGGGCGAUUGGAAGUCGGCCGUGCAUAUGUACUGCUCAUCUGGUCGUUGGGAAGAUGGUUAUCGUGUGGCUAAACAGAAAGGCACAGAAGGUGCAAGCAACCAGGUAGCUUACAUGUGGGCGAAGUCGAUGCCGAUCGAGAGUGCUGUACGCUUGCUAACCAAGCUUGGUUUGCUAGACACUGCUGUAGGCUUUGCAUGCGAUUCUGGGCAAUUUGAUUUCGCCAUGGAUCUUUGUCGAUUGUCCGGUAAAUCCACCGAUGAGGUUCACAUGAAAAUCGCUAUGUCUUUGGAAGAUGAAGGCAAGUUUGAGGAAGCUGAGGCUGAGUUCCUCAAAGCGAGUAAGCCAAAAGAGGCCAUACUAAUGUACACGCAUGCAGGUGAUUGGAAAGCGGCUCUAAACGUAGCCGAGUUACAUCUGCCAGAGGCAGUGAGUGAUAUAUUGAUUGGACAAGCGUCUGCUGCAUUAGACACACGUAACUAUCCCGAUUAUGAGGCAUUACUGAUUCGUGCACAACGUCCCGAUUUGAUAAUUGAACAUUACAAGAACGAGGGUAUGUUCGAUGAGGCACUGCGCAUAGCCGAGGAGCACUACCCUUCGGCAAUGAACGAUUUACGCCGUUUGCAGGCACAGGAGCAACGCCGUAAUAACGAACGAUUUGAUGAUUCGCGCGCUUAUUUACAGAAAGCAGCUGAAUUCGCCAAGCGUGAGGAGUUUCGCAAAGCCGCCGAAUGUCUCAUGCAAAUCGACUCAACAAAUACAGACGAUGUGACCGCUGUGGAACGCGCUCUGGUAAGAGCGGCCGAAAUAUGUAAUCAAUUUUUGGAGGGCAAAGGUGCAAUCGAAGUAGCAACGCAGCUUGGGCCCCGCCUGUUGCAAAUCAAACAAAUCGGUCCAGCCGCCCAGCUGUAUUUAGCCGCUGAUAUGCCCAAAGAGGCUGUAGAGGUAUUCAUACGCGCCGAGCAAUGGUCAAAGGCGCGGCGUUUAGCUAAGGAACUAGACCCCGAGCUAAUGACCUACGUGGAGCAGCAGCAAAAGUCGCGGCUCAAGACCGAAGGCAACGUAGAGCAAUUGGCUGAUAUAGACAUAAUGAGCGCUUUGGAUAUGCUAGCCGAACAAGGUCAAUGGCUUCGUUGUAUCGAUAAGGCCAAACAAAUCAAUCUAGCGGUUUUACAAAAAUACGUCGCUCUUUAUGCCGCCCAUCUUAUACGCAAAGGUGACUGUCUGACUGCGUUGAACCUCUAUCUAACCUAUGGGGCGCCACCAAUGGAGGCCAAUUUCAACAUUUACACUCGAAUAGCAAUGGAUUGUUUUGCUUUGCGCGAGGAACAGGCCAAGGAAGAUCAGUGGAGAAACUUGCGCGAUUUCCUAUACAAACUACUGAAGUCACUGCAAUCCUCUGAGCACGCACAAUCACAAAUCAUCAACAAUAUUGACAAAUUUUUGAUAAUUAGUCAUUACUACGCUGUGCGUUCCGCUUGUAGGCCUGUACAGUCCUUACACCCGAUAGCUGCUCGUAUUUCCAUUGCUCUGCUGCGCUACACGGAUAUAAUACCGGUAGAUAAAGGUUUCUAUGAAGCUGGAAACGAUUUGCGCAAUGCUGGUCGUGAGGCAGAAGCUUUUGUUAUGCUCAACCAUUACCUGGACGUGUGCGAAGCCAUUGAGGAAGGUUCUGGACACCUUGUAGAUCAUUCUGAUUUGGCAGCUACAGAUUUUCCAAGGUCAGUACCAUUGCCGGAAGACUUGCAUCUAAAGAACGAUCCCAAUCUACAUGAAGAAAUACGCGAAUGGGUGCUAGCGAUAAGCAUGGAUCAGCAGGUGGAUCAGGUGCUACCUACCGAUGACCGUGGCCUAUACGAGUCAGCUUUAGGACUAGACGAACAACCUUGUAUACUGAGCGCUUACCCUGUACGUAGCCGACAGCCCGUCACUUUUCAGUCGUCGAGUCGCCAAGCUAAUCGUGACGUUUGGAGCAAAUUUACUGUAGCACUCAAGAUGUCGCCUGGCAGCAAAGUGGCAGACAUAAUCGCAUUCGUUGAAAAGUGGAAUGGUCAGGCCAAUUCUUCUAUGCAUUAAACAGAAAUUAAUAGCACAUUUUUACGUAAGCUUAAUACGCUAAUCGUGUUUUCUCACUGCACAAUUUGCAAUAUUCUUGACAUACCCUACAUA